UCAAUCGAUAUGAUGACUCCCGGUUCUACGGAGGCCUGGAGUACCCUGGAGAGACAUUUGCGUGCUAUACGCAUACGCUGUUUUUUUUUUUUCGUGUGUGCUUGUGCACCACCCAACAAGUGACCCACAAGUAGCGAAUUUGCAAUAAGCAAAAAAAUAUAAUGACGUUUGCCAAAGGUCUCAACACGAUAACAUCUAACAGUGCAUAAUAACUAACAAAUUAUCUACACAAUUAAAAUAAAAAAAUUAGUUCAAUUUAAAGUGAUUAUUAUUUAAUAAAUAUUUACAUUAAUAUAAAAGUGAAUGCUGCAAUAACUAUUGGGCGAAUAGCUUUUUGGUUUCUUUUUUUGUUUCGUUUUGUACAUCGUCGGGUUAUCAAUUUUUUUUUUUUAUUUAUGCUGAAUCUUUUUUAUGUUUAUCAUCUAUUUUUAAUUUAAAUUUAAUUAAGUUGAUUGACAAUUAAAAAAUAGCAAGUGAUUUCAGUGACCUAGUUUGAACAUCAUCAAUAAAUAAGAUUUUGUUGGAAAUUUCUAUUUUAUAUUUUUCAAAGGAGAAACAUUAAAGGACAAUGUUUUUUUAUAAUUCUCAACCUCGUGAAGCUAGAGAAAUUGCCGAAAAACAAUUUGCUCAAAAAACAACAUUUAAAGAUAAAUUUGAAGUGGCAUGGAAUUUCAUAUCUCCACAUAUUAAAGAAAAUCGAGUUAAACUUAAAAAAACGGUUGGUCAAUCAAUGCUCUGGAGAGAAGUUGGUAACAAAGAAUACACUACUGCAAAAAAUGAACAUUAUUUGCGCAAAUCAAUUGAAGCAUACACCAAGAGUAUUGCUUUUGCACCAGUUGGAUCCAGUGAAUUAUCAUUGGCUUAUGCGAAUCGUUCAGCUGUAUUGUUCAAAGCAAGACUCUAUGAAGAUUGUCUUCUUGAUAUUGAACGUUCAUUAAAAGCAGGCUACCCAGAUAAAUUGAAAACAAAAUUAUUUUUACGUCAAUCAUUGUGUUUCAAGGCCUUGAAACCAAACUCAGGACUUGAACCAGGUAUUUCAAUGGCUAAUGCAAUGCAAUGGCUUCCUGACUUGAAAAAAUAUAAUCCAAAAUACAACAUCAUCAAAGAGUAUCCAAAGAUGAUCAAUGAUCUUAAAGAACCACGUGAGAUUAUUAAAUUUAUACCAGAAAUAAAAAAUGAUAAUGCAAUAAUAGUUGGUGCAUCUGAUGCAAUUGAAUUGAAAAAAAUUAAUGAAAAUAAUCAGACUAUUGUUGCAACAAGAGACAUCAAGACUGGUGAAUUUAUUUACAUUUCUGAGCCAUUUGCAGCAACUCCUGUUAAUGAAUUGCAUUAUACUAAUUGUUGGCAUUGUUGUUGUCAAACUUGGACUGGUGUACCAUGUGAUAAUUGUCCAAACGUCAUUUAUUGCUCUGACAGAUGUAAAAAAAAAGCAUGGAAUAGUUAUCAUAAUAUUGAAUGUUUAAUAUUGGGAGAAAUAUUAAAUUGUGACCUUCUAGAUUUAGAAAAAUUAAUGGCAGUGAAAAUGAUUUCGAAGUCACUAAACUCCGUAGGUGGUUUAAAAGAAUUGAAAAAAAUAGUUGACAAUAUUGACUCGAUGAAAAAUAAAGAAUUAAUAUUUACCAAUGGAAUCCUUGAUGUUAAUACUAUCGAUAAUUUUCUUCGUCUUGAUUAUUUUAAAGCAACAUCAUCAAACUGUACAUUUGAAUCAGCAAUACUUGCAGUAUUGAUUAUUACAGUUUUUGGUGAAAAAACAGAUAUAUUAGGUAAAAAAAUGACAUUGAACGAUUUGAUUAAAAGUAAAGAUAAAAAAAUAUUAAUUUUGGGAGAAUUAAUAUUGCGAUAUAUGAUGAUUUCUUGUUUCAAUAGUCAAUCGUUUAUAGAAACAUCCAGGGAUUGUAUUGUGACGUUCUCAACUGACUUGAUAUCAUUUUGUAAUAGUAAGAUAUUAAAAACGAGCUGUGAUCCAAAUGUCAAUUGGAGCCACGUAGGUUCAGCUGUUGGAUUUUACGCUUGCAAACCAAUCAAGCGAGGACAACCGCUACUUUCGAAUACUGCAGGUUCAUAUCAUAUGACUUCAAAAAUCGACCGAUAUAAAUGCUUAGAACGUUUUACUGAUGAUGAUCCACCAUGUAGAUGUACAGCAUGUGAUGAAAAUUGGUCAACUAUUCAUUCUCUUCCAUCAUACAAGAGUAUGACAUUUACAAUACCGAAAAGAAUCCGAAGAGAACUCGAUUGUAUGACGCUGAAAUUCGAAGAGUGGCUAAAGCUCAUCAGCCACGGAGAUAACAAACAAUUAUUAACAAUUAAGGAUGAUUUAAAUAGGAUGAAUGAUAAAUUUCAUCACUACAUCACUGUUCCUUGUAGAGAAAUAUCAUUAUUGCAUAUAUCACUUAACACGAUAUACAGUCGACUAGAUACAGCUAAUAAUACGUACCAGUAA
Molecule: messenger RNA, 2440 nt
Organism: Aphidius gifuensis
Lineage: Eukaryota; Metazoa; Arthropoda; Insecta; Hymenoptera; Braconidae
Product: SET and MYND domain-containing protein 4-like
Exons: 5
Coding region: 569-2440 (623 amino acids)
Molecular function (GO): protein binding
Source: RefSeq, a predicted model, not a curated record